This is a messenger RNA of Perognathus longimembris pacificus (Pacific pocket mouse), 3153 nucleotides long. RefSeq names its product NIMA related kinase 8 (gene Nek8). The transcript has 15 exons. The record is from RefSeq and is a predicted model, not a curated record. NCBI's taxonomy places the organism in Eukaryota, Metazoa, Chordata, Mammalia, Rodentia, Heteromyidae. Bases 125 to 2224 code for a protein of 699 amino acids. Gene Ontology annotation, biological process: protein phosphorylation. Gene Ontology annotation, molecular function: protein kinase activity; ATP binding.
CUCUCAUUUAGCUCAACAGGCUCCGCCCAGAAAAAGUUUCCCCGCCGGGGGCGGGGCUCGCGGGUGGGCGGGUCUGCGCACGCGCCCCGUGGGGAGUUCCGGAGGCAAAGCGCUGAGGAAUAAGAUGGAGAAAUACGAGCGGAUCCGAGUGGUAGGGAGAGGCGCCUUCGGGAUUGUGCACCUGUGCCUGCGAAAGGCUGACCAGAAACUGGUGAUCAUCAAGCAGAUUCCAGUAGAGCAGAUGACCAAAGAAGAGCGGCAAGCAGCCCAGAACGAGUGCCAAGUGCUCAAGUUGCUCAACCACCCCAAUGUUAUUGAAUACUAUGAGAACUUCCUGGAGGACAAAGCCCUCAUGAUCGCCAUGGAAUAUGCACCAGGUGGCACCCUGGCUGAGUUCAUCCAGAAGCGCUGCAACUCUCUGCUGGAGGAGGAGACCAUCCUUCACUUCUUUGUGCAGAUCCUGCUUGCCCUGCAUCAUGUGCACACCCACCUUAUCCUGCACCGGGACCUCAAGACCCAGAACAUCCUUCUUGACAAACACCGCAUGGUUGUCAAAAUUGGCGAUUUUGGCAUCUCCAAGAUCCUUAGCAGCAAGAGCAAAGCCUACACGGUGGUGGGUACUCCAUGCUACAUCUCCCCUGAACUGUGUGAGGGUAAGCCCUACAACCAGAAGAGUGACAUCUGGGCCCUGGGCUGUGUCCUGUAUGAACUGGCCAGUCUCAAGAGGGCCUUCGAAGCUGCAAACCUGCCGGCACUGGUGCUCAAGAUCAUGAGUGGCACCUUCGCCCCCAUCUCUGACCGGUACAGCCCAGAGUUGCGCCAGCUUGUCCUGAGUCUGCUCAGCCUGGAGCCAUCACAGCGCCCACCGCUCAGCCACAUCAUGGCUCAGCCCCUCUGCAUCCAAGCCCUCCUGAAUCUUCACACCGAUGUGGGCAGUGUUCUCAUGCGGAGGGCAGAGAAAUCCCUGGUCCCAGGACCACCCAUGGCCCCCAGCAGUACAGGGAACAGGACUACCAGUGCCCGCUGCAGAGGCAUGCCCCGGGGACCACUACGGCCUGCCAUCCCACCACCUCUGUCUUCAGUAUAUGCGUGGGGUGGUGGGCUCAGCACGCCCCUGCGGCUGCCCAUGCUCAACACUGAGGUGGUCCAGGUGGCCGCGGGGCGCACGCAGAAGGCCGGGGUCACACGCUCAGGACGCCUCAUCCUGUGGGAGGCCCCGCCCCUCGGCGCUGGGGAAGGAGUCCUCCUGCCUGGGGCAGUAGAGCACCCUCAGCCCCAGUUCGUCUCACGUUUCUUGGAGGGCCAGUCAGGCGUGACCAUCAAGCAAGUGGCCUGCGGGGAUCUCUUCACAGCUUGCCUGACCGACCGAGGCAUCAUCAUGACCUUUGGCAGUGGCAGCAAUGGGUGUUUAGGCCAUGGAAGCCUUACUGACAUCAGCCAGCCCACCAUUGUGGAGGCCCUGCUGGGCUAUGAGAUGGUACAAGUGGCUUGUGGGGCUUCCCAUGUACUGGCCCUGUCCACUGAUCGAGAAUUAUUUGCCUGGGGCCGUGGAGAUGGUGGUAGGCUGGGACUAGGUACCACCGAGUCCCAUAGCUGCCCCCAGCAGGUAACUUUACCCCCAGGACAGGAAGCCCAGCGAGUUGUAUGUGGCAUUGAUUCUUCCAUGAUCCUUACGGUGUCUGGUCGAGCCCUGGCAUGUGGGAGCAACAGGUUUAACAAGCUGGGCCUGGACCACCUUUCUCAGGGGGAGGAGCCUGUCUCCCAUCAGCAAGUGGAGGAGGCCCUGAGCUUCACAUCACUAGGCUCAGCACCCCUGGACCAAGAGCCCCUCCUGAGUAUAGACCUAGGCACUGCUCAUUCAGCUGCUGUGACUGUCUCAGGCAGCUGCUACACUUUUGGCAGCAAUCAGCAUGGGCAGUUGGGUAUCAACACUGCCCGCCGGGGCAGCCGGGCACCCUGUCAGGUCCAAGGCCUGCAGGGCAUCAAGAUGGCGAUAGUGGCCUGUGGGGAUGCCUUCACUGUAGCCAUUGGGGCAGAGGGAGAAGUGUAUUCCUGGGGCAAAGGAGCCCGAGGUCGGCUUGGAAGGAGGGAUGAGGAUGCUGGACUCCCUCGGCCAGUGCUGUUGGAAGAGACACACCCUUACACAGUGACUUCUGUGUCCUGUUGCCAUGGGAACACUCUCCUGGCGUUGCGCCCCUUCACAGAUGAGCCAGUCCCCCCUUGAGGCACCAGGAUACACCUCUGGACCACCUUGACAUGGCUUCUACCUCUCAGUGUUCUGGAAAGUGCUGGUGCCUGAGUACUGAUGGUCUCCACCAGCCAGUUCCCUGGACGCAUCAGUGGAAUGGAAGGACCCUGUUUUGGUUUCAGCCUACCAUAAACGCCCACUGUUUCCCUAGUAGUCUUCUUUACUCACCCCAAUAUUCUUAUCCCCAAUACUUCACUCCUUUCCUUAUUUGUGGUUCUCAAGGCUCCAACCUGGCGGGAGUGGGCAGCCAAACCUAGUUUUUAAAGCAAGGAUAGCCUCCAGAGCCUUGCUAAGAAAGCACCUUCAUUCUUGGCUCAUUUAGAAAAUUAGGCCUGUAGUGGGGUGCUGCUCACUCACGCCUGUAAUAUUAGCUACUCCGGAGGCUGACAUCUGAGGAUCACCAUGCUAAGGCAGCCUGAGCAGGAAAGUCCACAAGGCUCAAUUAACCACCCAAAACACCAAAAAGUAGAGCUCUGGCUCAAGUGGUAGAGUGCUAGCUUUGAGCACAAAAGCUCAAGGACAGUGCCCAAGCCCUGAGUUCAAGCCAAAGGACAGCAGAGGAGGCGGGGAGGAAAACAGUCCCUGGACACUGGGAGACCAGCUCAAGACCAGAGCAGGACAAGCUGAGGCCUGUGUGGACUGACCAUCAGGCCUGCUAAAGGAAUACGUGACCUGAGGCAGGGCCUUCCAAGGGAGCCACUCCCCUCCUUUUAUCCAGAAGUAGGAUCUGCACCACCUUGGAAAGUCUUGGCUGGAAGCAGGGGUGGAAAAGCCAGGAAGUGGCUGUAGGGAGGAUCCACCUGAAUGUAGCAAGCCUUUCCCCAGAGUCCAGGAAAAAGAUAGCUGGCCAGGCCAUGCUAGUUUCCCAAAAGACUGCCAGUAACACCAAUAAAAAUAUCACUGCC